UGGGAGCAGGGAUAGAGUCUCUGUUUUACCGCAUAGAGCCGAAAAGAGAGAGAGAGGAGUCGAGCUGAGGACGAGCGAGAAGACCAGCCUAUAGAGGGUCUCUGAGGGUCUCUGUCUUUGAUGUCUGAACGAACAUACAGAAGAGAUAACGAAGACUCUGACUGCAUGAUCUUCGUCCUACAUCACCUCCAUCAUCUUCCUCACUCUUUCUCUCUUUUCAGCCUCCUUGGUUUGUCCUCUCUCUCUCCCUCUCUCUCUCUUUCUUUCUCUCUCUAAUCAGCUUCUAUAACAGUCUCUCGUUCUCUCACCACCAUGGAGACUGGGAGCCCACGCAAGAUCCAGUUCACGGUCCCGUUGCUGGACUCUCACCUGGACCCUGAAGCUGCUGAACAGAUCAGGAGAAGGCGGCCAACUCCAGCAACACUGGUAGCAUCCAGUGACCAGUCCUCUCCAGAAAUAGAUGAAGACCGUCUUUCCAAUCACCUCUACAAGCAAGCUCUGCUGAAUUCACCCCGACAGAGACGGAAAGGAGCCAAAGGAACGCCAACCAUGAAAGAGCUGCAGUUCAUGGUGGAGCAUCACCUGUGCCGGCAGCAGCAGGGCGCGGCGGACGAGUCGUCAGAGAGCUGUUUAUCGGAGAGGACGAGUCCGGACGCCGGGCCCGGGGGGGAGGAGCUGCCGGUGGAUGAGGUGGGCUGGAGUAUAGCGGAGAAGGAGACGGUGGAGGCUCUGGAGAAACUGCGCUGCCAGGUGGAGAGUUUAUCAGAGGCAGCAGGAGGAACAGAAUCAGAACCGCCUCUUACCAGGGAACUGCCCGGUUCUGCUGCAGCCGGACCGGCAACAUCCAAACCACCAACACCAGCAGCAGCAGCAGCAGCAGCAGCAGGUCGCUCCUCUGGGGAUGCAGCAGAGCCGGAUGGGUCCCGGCGGAUCCGCAGUGAGCGACAGUAGAAACACAGUGAUGAUGAGGAGGUGGAUCAGAUAAACAGAACAGAACCCUGGGGACGGGUUCACGGCCCGGACACUGGUGGAUCCACACUGUAGACAAUCUGAGGACUUUUAUUCUCUAAAUCAGCAAAAUGUUUAAAUUCCUAACAAAAUUCACACUCCCAAAUUUACUCAAUUAUUUUCAUAACAUUCAGAUUCUGACUAAACUAAAUCUCAGCCUUCAAGCUGAAACUCACAUCUUCUGUAAAGUUCUGUAAAGUUCUAUUAAUGUUCUAUAAUGUUCACGUCCCGACUGAAGGACAGGUUUGUGGUUCUGAGCCUCACCCGGACCAGCAGUGGGCGUGUCCUUCACUAUUCCGAAUUCAGGGAAUUCAGCGUUUUUCCACGUCCGAUUCCUGUUUUAUCUGAUUCUUCUUUGCUUGUUUCAUAGUUUUCUGUCAUUUAUGACCCACAUGUUCAGUGUUCUACAACAGUUUCAGUUUUAAACUAAAGCCACUGUAGUCCUGAAUCCCGCUGCUGGAGUGGGGAUUGGAGGUCAUUUCCUGACCUGCAGCACAAACCCUCACUGAAACCAAGAUCCCAAAUUAAUACCAAGAAAUUUAUACCAUGAUCAAUUUCUAUGACUAAUGAAAGAUUUUACAGCAAUGGACAAUGGAACAAUAGUAUGAUAGUAUAGAGUAAUAGAAUAAUGAAGCAAUUGAAGUAUGAAAAAAAUUAAUAAAGGGACACCAGAAUAACUGUAUAUUGAUACUAAAAUAAUAGUAUACUGAAAUAAUAGAAGUAAUAAAACAGUUAAAUAAUGGAAUACUAUAGUAAUGAAAUGAAAGAGUAAUGUCAUAAUGGAGUAAAGAAACAUUGCAUUAAUUGUAAUAAUGGAGUAAUGGAAAAUUGGCAUAAUUAAUUAUUAUGAAUUUUACCAUAGUUAGUUCCGACCCUGCAAUGUGAUUGGCUGACAGGCAUUCUAUGGGUGACAUUAUCAGCCGGUAAUGCACCUUAACCGAAGCUCUUUAUGUAUUACUUUGCCACAUACAGGCAACCUAUGGAGUAGGAUAUACAGCUCCAAAAAAAAAUAUAAGAGCGAAGUAGACGGAUGAUUACAAGCCAUUAAACCAAGAUGGAUUGCUUGACUUUUUGCACCAGGAGUGGCGUAGAAUUAACCAAAAGCAGUGAGUAAGACUGGUGGAGGAGAACAUGCCAAGAUGCAUGAAAACUGUGAUUAAAAGCCAAGAUUAUUCCACCAAAUAUUGAUUUCUGAGCUCCUAAAACUUUAUGAAUAUGAACUCGUUUUCUUUGCCUUAUUUGAGGUCUGAAAGCUCUGCAUUUUUUUGUUGGUUAUUUCAGCCAUUUCUCAUUUUCUGCAAAUAAAUGCUCUACAUGACAAUAUUUUUAUUUGGAAUUUAGGAGAAAUGUUUUCUGUAGUGUAUGGAAUAAAACAACAAUGUUCAUUUUACUCAAACAUAUACCCAUAAAUAGCAAAAUCAGAGAAACUGAUUCAGAAACUGAAGUGGUCUCUUAUCUUUUUUUUUUAGAGCUGUAUAAUAGGGCAAAACAGAGUGAGUAUCUGUGUUGUGGUGAAUCUGGUUAGGAAAAUUUUUAAACAUAAGAUUAAAUUAUACCAUCUUAACCCAAAAGAGCCCAUGGUGCUGUAUGUGUCACAGACCCUUUAAAAUCUGUGUAAAGUUCCUUACAGCACUCUGUCUGUUCUUUACUUGAACUAAUGAAGUCCCUCAGUGACACAUACUGAACAUCCUGAGCGCAUCAUAACAGGACAGUGUGUUAAUCUCAUCUUGUGUUUGUUUAUCUGACCUUAUUUACAGAUUGUAGGAGUGCUGGAUUAGUGCUGGAGAUAAGAGUAGCUCUUUUUAAAAGUUUAUCUUUUUGCUUUAACUGAGCUUUACCUACAAUUUAACCAUUUAAAUUAUUGAAUUGACUGUUUUAGGUUCCAUAUAACUAGUUAAAUUGACAUGUUAUGAAAAUUUUAUUGUUUCAUUUAAAUUAAA
This is a messenger RNA of Astyanax mexicanus (Mexican tetra), 2948 nucleotides long. Its product is annotated as protein phosphatase 1 regulatory subunit 1A. The transcript has 6 exons. Gene Ontology annotation, biological process: intracellular signal transduction. Gene Ontology annotation, molecular function: protein phosphatase inhibitor activity. The record is from RefSeq and is a predicted model, not a curated record. Gene Ontology annotation, cellular component: cytoplasm. Bases 313 to 951 code for a protein of 212 amino acids. NCBI's taxonomy places the organism in Eukaryota, Metazoa, Chordata, Actinopteri, Characiformes, Acestrorhamphidae.